AUGUCGAUUGGUUUCUUCCAUCCUUACUGUAAUGCAGGGGGAGGAGGAGAAAGGGUUCUUUGGAGAGCUGUCAGAAAUCGGCAAGAUAANGUAGAGACAAGGUAUCCUGCAGUUAAUAUUGUUGUGUAUACUGGAGAUACUGAAGCAGCUCCAGAUCAGAUCCUUGCUAAAGCAAGAGAUAGGUUUGAUAUAACUAUAAGCAGUAAGAAGUUAAAGUUUGUCUACUUACAUAAACGUAAAUAUGUUGAAGCUGCCCUUUAUCCUUACUUUACUAUGCUUGGACAGAGUAUAGGAUCCAUAGUGUUAGGAAUCGAAGCUUUACUGAAUACUCCUCCUGAUAUAUUUAUUGAUACUAUGGGAUAUGCAUUCACUCUUCCACUCUUUAAGUAUAUAUGUGGAAGCAAAGUAGGUUGCUACGUUCAUUAUCCAACUAUAUCCACUGACAUGCUUCAUGCUGUUCAAUCCAGAAGAUCAGCAUAUAACAACAGAAGAGCUUCUAGAUCUCCUAUUGCAACUUUUUUAAAGCUCAGAUAUUACCGGUUAUUUGCGUGGCUGUACGGUAAAUGUGGCAGUUCUGCGGAUGUAGUCAUGGUAAAUUCAAGUUGGACGGAAGAGCAUAUAAAUAGUCUGUGGAAUACAAAAUCAGUAGCUCAUAAAGUUUUUCCACCCUGUGAGGUUUCACAUCUAGCAAAGAUACCUCCAACCCGUGGUUCAGCGGAGAUCAAGAAGAUCAUAUCAUUGGGACAGUUUAGACCAGAGAAGGAUCAUCCACUGCAGAUCAAGGAAACUUUCUAUUUAUGGGAUGAUUAUAAACAUCAGCAGCACCGUGUUAAGCUUGUGAUAAUUGGAGGAUGCAGAGGGAAAGAGGAUGAGAAGUUAGUUAAGGACUUGAAAGAUCUCUGUAAAUAUCUAUCUGUAGAAAAUAAUGUUGAGUUUCAUGUAAACCUUGGUUACCCUGAGCUGCUGAGAGAGUUGGGGGACGGGUUAAUCGGUAUUCACACGAUGUGGAAUGAGCACUUUGGUAUAGGGAUCGUGGAGAUGAUGGCGGCAGGACUUCUCACAAUCGCACACAGAUCUGGUGGUCCCCUGAUGGAUAUUAUCAUUGAGGAGUCUGGUGCUAGAAACGGGUUCCUGGCUGCAACCCCUCAGGAAUAUGCAGCACACAUAGCAUAUAUAAUUAGUAUGACCGAUGAGGGAAGAGAGGGUGUACGGGAGAGGGCUAAGUCCUCGGUUAACAUGUUCAGCAGUCAAAAGUUUGAUUCUGGUUGGAUUCACGCAACCGAUUCACUCUUCCCUAAAUAGAAAUGAGAAUACUCAUUUCUCCUGAGGCAGAAUUUAUAGAAUUUGAAUGCGUUGCUGAACCGCUAAUAACAGGCUCCAAUCUCUAAUCACAUAUUAAAAUUUCCAGCUGAACCAACCAUGCUUGAACCGCGUCUAGACGCAGUUCAAAUUCAUUAAGUUCGGCCUCAGAAUGUUCUAAUACUUGAACGUAUCAUCACAGCUCCAUAAUGUGCCUUAUGUUUUAUUUGUUUUUAUUUUACCCUUUGCACCACCUCCGUCUCUAUCUUGUUCAUUGUUGAAACUGGUUAAAUUUUUUCUUACCCUUACUGUAUUAUUUGAUCACUUGUGAGAUCUUUAAAGGUUAAGGCUCUCUUUUUGAUUUUAUUUUUUUGGCUGUGAAUGGUUUAACGAUUUUGGUUUACCAGCUAAAAGUGUCACCUGUUUUGAACAUAUAUCAAGGGCUUGCUAAUCUAGAUAAAAUUGUGCUUGGCCUUUGCGUUAAGUAGACCAGAGACAAAAAAGUUACUAAGAAAUCAUUUCACUUCCCUUCCUCAGUCAUGGGGUCUUGGAACUUAUUUUUCGUAAUGUUUAGGAAAAAAUAACGUUCUUUUAGACAAAAAUAACGAAUGUAACCAUUGAAAAAAAAACUAUUCCUAAUUUUUUUUACAUUUAUACAUUAAAGGACACCCUUGUUAGUCAACCAUGUCUGUCAGCAUACCCCUGUAAAUCUGUAAACCUGUACCUUUGUGUGUCACUGUUUCUGUUUUUCAGAAA
Molecule: messenger RNA, 2055 nt
Organism: Eurytemora carolleeae
Lineage: Eukaryota; Metazoa; Arthropoda; Copepoda; Calanoida; Temoridae
Gene: Alg11
Product: GDP-Man:Man(3)GlcNAc(2)-PP-Dol alpha-1,2-mannosyltransferase
Exons: 16
Coding region: 1-1302 (433 amino acids)
Biological process (GO): protein N-linked glycosylation
Cellular component (GO): endoplasmic reticulum membrane
Molecular function (GO): GDP-Man:Man(3)GlcNAc(2)-PP-Dol alpha-1,2-mannosyltransferase activity
Source: RefSeq, a predicted model, not a curated record